UAUAAGGUCACUCACGCACAUGGCGGACGAAGUAUAUAUAGAGAGAGAAAGAAGAAAGUGUAUUCAGUUGUUAAUGGUGUUUAUCUUUUUGUACUUUUUAGUGAGCGAUUCGUUCAUUACUAAGCCAUUUCUGAGUUUUCCGGCGAUAGAAUGGUGAAGUUUUACCGAUGAAUGACCUUAUCAUCAGAUCCUUUUCGUCGUUAACAGCACCGGAGUUUCCCAAACCCUAACAAUCAUCGGAGAAAUGCAUUUCUAAAUUCAGAAGCAUACAAGUGGAUAUUAUAAGUCCAGACUACAGAUCAUUCCGACGAUGAGAUUUAUUCUGUAGUGAGGCUUGAUGCUGGUCUUUCAUUCCUUUUUGAUGGUUAGCAUUUGACCAAGGAUACAAGAAGUACUUUAGGAUUGUGGAGAAGUAAUAAGUCAGCAAAGAUGCUGUUCAACAAAGACAUUGAAGGUCUGCGUGAUGAUGGCUUUGAUGGGUCAGGGAAUGAGACACAGAUGUUUGCAAAUGUGCACUUUGGAAAUGAGGGUGAUACUAAAAAGUGUCUUGUGACCGGAAUGAUCGACUUUGAGGGCGACCUUACUAGCCAGACAGAUGAACCUGGACAUUUGUGUGGUGAAAAUUUUGUUUUGACAGUACAUCAUGAUUCUCAUGACAUUAAGGAAGAUUCUGGAGAAGACCCUUGUGAACGAGAGCUAACCAAUAAUCAUGUGGAAAAGGAAUCGGAACCAUUACCUGCCUUGGACAUAGUACCUGCAGAUAUAACUCCGCAACCUUCUUCCUGCCCUUCUUUGAAUGUAAUUUGUCACGUAGUUGAAUCUUCAAACCAAGGUGUUAAAUCAAGUUCUUAUUUGCAGAAGCGGCACAAUGUGCUGGACAAAAGUCAUGUGCUUGGUGAAAUGGAGUCAUCAGUAUUAAGAUCAUCUAAAAUUGAAGGAAAUGGAUGGAAGGAUGUUGUUGGUAAAGGAAUUGCAUCACCUCCUUCUCAGGAGAGCUAUGCAAUUGGCAGUGCUGCGAAGUCAUCAGGAAUUCUUAGACCUAGCAAGCCUAAAUGGAGGGACCAUUGCUUUGUAGAACUGGAUGAAUCUGAAUUGCUAACGAUUAAGGAUUCUCCAAAUGACCCUCGCCCUCUUCUACGGCACCACAUCCAUCGUUUGCUCAGAGCAGCAGGGUGGGUAAUCGGGAGGCGUAAACGCAAUAAUAAAUUUCAUGGAAUUGGUGAGUAUGUUUACAAGUCACCUGAAGGAAGACCAAUUCGUGAAUUCUGGAGAGCCUGGACCUUGUGUGGACAGAGUUUGCUUACUUAUGCAGAUGGUAUUUUUCCAGAAAAGGAUUGUACUUUGUGGUCUGAUAUGACACAAUUUUUGAGUGACCUCUCAGUUUCAGUGAAGGAGAUUGAUAAAGAACUGGCUACCUUGGAAACAGCUUCUGCAUUGGCUCGGCUUUGGAGUCUUCUCGAUCCUUUUGUAACUGUGGUGUUCAUUGACAAGGCAUUGCGCUCUCUCAAAGAAGGAAAAACAAUUAAAGCCAAAAUGACUUUGGCCACUGCUCCUGUUAAAAAUAACAUAAAGAAUGUAGACGACACAGGAAAUCUGUUUGCUGAUGAGAGGACUUUGCAGAAUCAGCCUUGCAGCUCAUCUUUUGUCUCAGAUAGUGCAUUGAAUGAGACAGAUAAAUGGAUCCACGAGGACUAUGGUGAUGAAAGUUCACUCAACUUAACAGAGCCCCAGAUGGGUGAAGGCAAAUGUAUGAAUGGUGUAUCUUGUGAUUAUCCUAAUGAAAGAUCCAUGUGCUUAAGAGAUACUGUCAGUGAGGGUGCUAAUAAAUACAGAAAACUCUUAAAAAAUGGUAAUGAUCUACCUGAAUUAGCUCCUUUACCAUCUUGUGGACCUGAAACAAAUGGUGAACAAGAAUAUUGUUUGUUCGAAGUUCCCAUUUGUUCAGAAAAUGCACUAACCUCGAUUGGAGGAUCUGAUAAUAUGACCAAAUCUCUGACAAUAAUUUCCGAUGGUAUACCUCAUGCAGAAAGUUCAGUCUUGAAAAGGAAGGUCCUGAAGAAAUCAAAGAAGUUAUCAGAAAUGGAAUCCGCUAAUGGCCAAGAUGACCAGUGUGAUCCAUCUGGUAGGAAGAGUGGAGUUCAUGAAGUAAUUACAAGCAAACAAAAAUCUGGGCCAAAGAAACGUAAGAAAUGCCGUCUUAGUGACGAUGAUCUCUUAAUUUCAGCCGUAUUUAGAAACACGACAUGCAAAUCUGGCAACAAAAGGUCCUCUGGUAAAAUCAAACCUCUAAGGAAAAGGAAGAACCAGAAAAGUGGUGGUAAGUUGCUUUUACGUAGUCUUAUUAAGGGUGGAAAACACUUCCCCGAAGAAAAAUGGCCUACCUUUGCCUCAAGGACUGUGUUAUCCUGGUUAAUUCAUUCUGGGGUUGUCUCCCUAAAUGAAAUGAUCCAGUACCAGAACUUGAAGGAUGAUUCUGUGGUAAAAACCGGCUAUAUUACCGCUGAUGGAAUAUCAUGUAAUUGCUGUGACGAGGUCCUAUCCAUCUCUAGCUUCAAAAAGCAUGCCGGUUUUAAGCACAAUCGCCCCUGUUUGAAUCUUUUCAUGGAGAAUGGUAAGCCAUUCACCUUAUGUCAGCUCGAGGCUUGGUCAGAUGAAUACAAGGCACGGAGGGCAGUUUCUCAAACUUCCCAAGCUGAGGAAAGGGACCAAAAUGAUGACAGUUGUGGGCGAUGUGGUGAUGGAGGCGAACUGAUUUGCUGUGACAAUUGUCCAGCUACAUUUCAUCUAGCUUGUUUGUUCACACAGGAGCUUCCUGAAGGGAGUUGGUACUGUUCACAAUGCACGUGCCAGAAAUGUGGGGACGUGGUUAGAUGUAGUGAAUCAAGUUCUCCUGGUGGAUAUAAAUGUUCACAAUGUGAACAUAAAUAUCAUGAAGCAUGCAGUGAUUUAAGGAUUACAAAAACUGGUCUGGCCUCUGAUACAUGGUUCUGCAGCGAAAGCUGUCAAGAGGUUUAUGAAGGUCUUCACUCUCGCAUUGGGUUCGUUAAUCAUCUGGCUGAUGGCUUUUCAUGGACAAUUCUGAGGUGCAUUCUCGGUGACCACAAAGUUCAUUCUCAGCGGUUCAUUGCUUUGAAGGCAGAAUGCAACUCAAAGUUAGCAGUUGCCCUUACGAUUAUGGAGGAGUGCUUUCUUCCCAUGGUGGAUCCAAGAACUGGCAUAGAUAUGAUACCCCAUGUGAUAUACAGCUGGGGAUCACAAUUUUCUCGGUUAAAUUAUCUUGGAUUCUACACGAUGAUCCUGGAGAAAGAUGACAUAUCAGUAGCUGUAGCAUCAGUAAGGAUCCAUGGGGUAACAGUUGCUGAGAUGCCUCUAAUUGCAACAUGCAGUAAAUACCGCCGCCAGGGAAUGUGCAGGCGCCUACUAAAUUCUAUACUGGAGAUGCUAAAGUCGUUCAAGGUUGAGAAACUUGUCAUAUCAGCUAUUCCAGGUUUAGUGGAAACAUGGACUUGUGGCUUUGGCUUUGAACCCUUGGAAGAUCACGAGAAACGAAGUCUAAGUCAUAUCAACCUCAUGGUGUUCCCUGGAACUGUAUGGUUGAAGAAGUCUUUGUUUCAAGCUGCUGAUGCAGAUCAACCGAGUGUUUGUCCGGGUGAAAAUGGCCUCACCAUUAUCGAGCCCAUGCAACAUUGCGUGCCAUCUCAAGAUGGAGCUGAUGUCAGAGACCCACCUCAGUCUGAGAGUUUGCAAUUCUGUGAAGAUGAAGGUGGUAGUAAUCAGGAGCUUGGGCAAGGCUAUGAAGGAAACACCAUUAAUCCAGAGCAUCAAACCGAAACCAGGCUGCCGGAGUCAAAUGAUUUGCAACCAGUGGAAGUGCUGUGUGUUGUUGAUGCUCUGCCUAGCAAGUGCUCAAAACUCUCCGAGGAACCGGUUCUGACGUAUAUCAGCCAUGGGGAAGCAGGUUGUAGAGUAGAUAAUUUGCAGAUGAAUGUGGAUAGUCAUUUUUGUUUAGAUGAAGUGAAUUAAUGUGUUGUAGGGGAAUGUGUAAUGACGUUGAUAAUUUAUAAUUUCGUAGCUAUACACCAGUGACUUUGUCAAGCAGGAUAAAAAAAAUAAGCAAAACGAUGCGGAAAAUGAAAAUUUUGGG
Solanum pennellii is the source of this 4144-nucleotide messenger RNA. RefSeq names its product increased DNA methylation 1. NCBI's taxonomy places the organism in Eukaryota, Viridiplantae, Streptophyta, Magnoliopsida, Solanales, Solanaceae. The coding region runs from base 430 to 4023 and encodes 1197 amino acids. The record is from RefSeq and is a predicted model, not a curated record. The transcript is spliced from 9 exons.